AUGUUUAAUAAUUUUUCUAAAAAGGCACUUAGGAUCCUAAAAAAAGUGGAUAUUUUUUCAUAGCCUGUUUUAUUAUUGAUAAAAUAAGAAUAAGGGCAUAAAACAUUAUUUGGUGCUUGCUUAACUUCUGGAUUGAUAUCUUUCUUCCUCUACCUUCUUAUAGUAAAUCUAUUCGAUUUGAGGCAAGGAAAAAAUCUAACUUCGCUGUCUACUGAGAUUUAUCAUACAUAACCACAUUAAUUCAAAUUGGAUGAAACAAAUUUUACUCUAACUUUUGCUAUUUAAUCUCCCUCUUUUAAAACAUAUAUAGAUGAAUCAGUUUAUGUGGUUGAAGCAAAAAUUUAAACUAAGAUCACCAGAAUGUAUUAAAUGAAUUCAAUUAUUAGUACCGAUAAUGAAAAAAUUGAUGAAUGGACUUAGUAAGAUCUUCCUUUAACAAAGUGUAAUCCAGAGCUCAUUCGAUAAGUUGAAUUAUAACAAUAUUUUUCUCAAUUAGAUUUAACGACUAAUUAUUGUAUUGAUUGGAAUAAAAUUAAAGAGUUAGAUUUGGAAGGCACUUUUGAUUCUUUAGUUUAUCGUGCCAUUUUAUUAGAAUUUAAAAUUUGCAACGAUUUAACAAAAAAAUCGAAAGAAUGCAAAUCAAGGGAUGAAAUUAAAAAAUAGUUAGAAUAAAACUAUUUUUCUUUUUAAAUGCCCUCAUAUGUUGUAGAUGUGAAAAAUGAUAAACAUCCUUUUUUAUCAAAAGGAGAAGAUAUUUUCACCACUAUAUCUAGCAAGAUUUUUAAAGAAAUAUCUAUAUAUAUGUAGCCAAUAACAGUAUUUACAGAUAUAGGAAUUAUCAAUGAAGAUUACGAGGUUCAAAAUACCCUAAGAUAUAAGAGACAUACAGAAAUGAUUGACUUAAAUGAGAGUGACUUAAUUAUGAAUGUAGUAAUAAGAUUAGAUUAAAUUGAAUAAUAAUAUUAUAGAAACUACACCAAAAUUCAAAUUAUCAUAAGUAAAAUGGGUGGACUUUGGCAGGUAUUUUUUACUCUUGCCUUUCUUAUAUAGAAACCUAUAAAUAUGUUAUCUUAUUAUGUUAAAAUUUUGAAUUCGUUAUUUGAAUUUGAGUAAGAGUAAAAAAAACCAAUUAAAAAUUAAAAACAAGAAAAUCCUAAUCCAGAAACCUUACAAUAAGAAUUCUCGUCAAGAUAAUAAUUGCAAUCUACCAAAGAAAUAUUAUUUAUUCAGAAUAAAAAAAAAUCACUUUAAAGAUUAUAAUCUAUUAAAAGAAAAAAGAAAUAAAUUGAAGCUAUAGAAUCCUUAGCUUUAGAUCCUUAAUCAAAGGAAGAAACUAAAAAAUAAUUAACAAAAGCUAUAUCAUUUUCAAUUAAAUAAUAUUUUCUUAGCAUUUCAAAAAAGCUAAAAAUGAGAUGGACAGAUUAUUUGUAUUUCAUAAACUGCUUUGUUAAGUAAAUUAUAUAAUUUAUUUAGUUCCAAAAAUUAUAAAAGUCUUCAAAUUUAAUAUUCUUUUAAAAAAAUUAUUAAGUAAAUGGAUGUUUUAUAUAUACUGAAGAAACUACAAGAAAUAGAUAAAUUGAAAAUGAUACUUUUAACAGAAUCCUAGAUAAAGAUUUUUGAUUAUCUGUAAAAACCUACAAUUCCAUUAGAUCCAGAUUCAGCAUAAUUUAGCGUCACUCAAAAUUAUUAUUCGAUAUUAAAACCAAGAAAAAACGAUUAUUAGAAAGCUGUUGAUGCUGAAAUUGCUUUUAAAGAUUUAGUUGAAAAUCUAGAUAAUCCUAUUAACAUGAAAUUGAUUAAUUCUAUAGAUCAAACAAUAGUCGAUUUAUUAAAAAUGAGAAAGGAUAGUUUGGAUGUAAUAUCAGAAGGCGAUGUCUGUAUUAGCGGAUAAAGAUAUGAUCGAAAUGCUGUGCUUUCAAUUGAUAUCAAUUAAAGGAAUUCUUCAUGA
Paramecium sonneborni is the source of this 1948-nucleotide messenger RNA. NCBI's taxonomy places the organism in Eukaryota, Ciliophora, Oligohymenophorea, Peniculida, Parameciidae. The record is from the annotation of a GenBank genome assembly.